Messenger RNA from Cygnus olor (mute swan), 15423 nucleotides. RefSeq names its product CXXC finger protein 4 (gene CXXC4). Gene Ontology annotation, molecular function: methyl-CpG binding; zinc ion binding. Gene Ontology annotation, cellular component: nucleus. The transcript is spliced from 4 exons. The record is from RefSeq and is a predicted model, not a curated record. Lineage: Eukaryota; Metazoa; Chordata; Aves; Anseriformes; Anatidae. Bases 1254 to 2672 code for a protein of 472 amino acids.
UCUGAGGGAAGGUUUGUGGUGAUUUUGGUCCUGGGCUGUGCAGGACCCCAAGGCCUUGCAGAAUUUACGUAUAACGUGUGUGUUUGGAAGGGCAGGACAGAGGUUAUCAGGGGCUACUGGUUCUGGGUCCUUCUGUUCACCGCUGGCAUUAGCAGAUGAGCCCUGUCUGUCUCUUUAUUCAUAUAGAGACUUAUGUUUUCCUAGGCACAGGAUAAAAAACUAGGCUUGCAAGGGACUGCUUGCUUUUACAGGUUUGCCGGAAUUGGGAAUUCGAAUUGAUCAAUUUCAGUCUUAAAGGUUUGGACUCUGAGGUUAUUCCCACCCUCAUUUUAAACAGGUAUAAAUCCAGAGUUAACUCCACUGAAGGAAGAGUUAUGUGGCACAAAGCCACUGUGCAUGUCUGUGAGCAGGUACAACUGACAGAAAUAAAAAUAACGAAGUAGUGGUGAAUAAGCCGGGUACCUUACUUUCAGCCAUAAUAAGCAGGGUAUCUGAGAAGCAGAUGUUCUCCGUCUUGCAAGUGCUAGUCUCUAGCUGAACAUGGCUGAGAAGGCAGUGAGGUCCCCUGAACCCCUGUGAGGCGUGAAUGUAUAUACAGGUUUUAAUGAUGUCUUAGAGGCAGUGUCUCCGCAAUCUGAUCACUACAUACAGAAUUACAGUAUUAGAUACACUGCCAGACGAGUGAUAGGCAUGAAUUGGCUUUACAGAGAUCGGCCAUUACAUGUCUCCUUGUGUCUACCAUAAGCUAUUAAUCAAAGUUAAUGGAUGUACUCUUCUGCAGCUUUGUUCUCUCAGGGCAGAUUUAUAACCCCAGGUUGGUCCCAUAAGCACGGGUGCCAUACAUUACACCUCCUGAUGAUGUCUAGUGCUGGAGUGCAACAUGUAAAGGGCUCCUUUACAACUGAUGGUGGAGUAAUUUUUGACAGGACUGGGCAGCUCUACUGCCCAGGGAAUGGUUGUGCAUUAGCGGGAUGACAAAGGCUAGGUUUCUCCUGCCCUUUCGCUUUAACACGCUCCCUGAUACCAGAGAAUAGCUGUGUGCUGGACUGGGACAAUACUUCUCUGACCAAAUGAGCCCAAAACAAGCAUGAGGAGAAACUCUUCACCCAGUCGCUGCUCCUCUGUUGUUACUGCUUGGACUUCAGAUUGCAUCCUUUGGAGGAUCUCUGAGAGCUUCAGAAGGACUAAAGAAUUAUGCCUCGCAGCAGCCCAUAAGGUGGUCCAGGAGCUCGCAUUUUGUCGCUGUUCUAAGGAUGUGUUCCUCUGACCACCUGCUGGCAUCUGGGGUUUCAUUUCCCUUUCCCGGCAUCCACUUUCUUCAGCCUCUGGGGUCACACUGCUGCGGCGGCUCCCGUGAGGAUGCAGCGGGCGCGGCUGCCCGGCCGCUCGGCGUCGGCGGGGACGCGCCCUGCGGAGGACUGAGCCCCCCGGCCCCCCUGCCCGCGGCCACCAUGAACACCAACGUGUGCGUGGAGAGCGGCCCCAACCCCGAGGCGCCGGGGCUGCCCAAGGACAGCCACCUGCCCGAGGGGGCCCUCAACAGCCUUGUGGAUUACAACUCGGAGAUGGAGAGGUACCGCUCCUUCGCCACCUUCUACAAGACCAACGGCGGCGCCUUCCCGCAGGCGGCCAAGAUCGCCCGCAUCACCACCCCCAUCUUCCCCAGCGCCGCCGCCGCCGCCGCCGCCCGCAUCGGCAUGUCCCCCUGGAACUGCGACACCGCCACCGCCGCCGCCGCCACCGCCAUGCUCUGGGGCAGCGGCGGCGGCGGCGGCGGCGCGGCGAGGAAGCCUUCCUCCUCCUCCUCCUCCUCCUCCUCCUCCUCCUCGUCCUCCGCCGCCGCCGCCGCGGCCGCCGCCGCCGCCUCGUCGCUGCACGCCGGCAGGGGCAGCAUGCACCACCGGAGCGACUCGCAGCGGCUGGGCAAGCCCGGCUGCGCCCCCGGCGAGCAGCCGGCGCUGCCCAUGGCCAACAACAACUUCCUCUCCAGCCUGGCCCCCGAGCACUGCCGGCCGCUGGCGGGCGAGUGCAUGAACAAGCUCAAGUGCGGCGCGGCCGAAGCCGACAUCAUGAACCUCCCCGAGCGCGUCGGCACCUUCUCGGCCAUCCCGGCGCUGGGCGGCCUCUCGCUGCCGCCGGGGGUCAUCGUCAUGACGGCCCUGCACUCCCCCGCCGCGGCCUCGGCCGCCGUCACAGACAGCGCCUUCCAGAUCGCCAACCUGGCGGACUGCCCGCAGAGCCACGCCUCGGCCGCCCCCGCCUCCGCCCUGGGCGCCGCCGCCGGGGCGGGGGGCGGAGGAGGCGGCGGCGGAGGCGGCGGAGGCGGUGGCGGUGGAGGGGGGACCGGCGGCGGCGGGGCCGGGGCCGGGUCGGGGAACCCCGCCAAGAAGAAGCGGAAACGCUGCGGGGUGUGCGUGCCCUGCAAGCGGCUCAUCAACUGUGGAGUCUGCAGCAGUUGCAGGAACCGCAAAACGGGACACCAGAUCUGCAAGUUUAGGAAAUGUGAAGAGCUUAAGAAAAAACCUGGCACUUCGCUAGAGGUCAGAGGAGAUGAUUUCUUUUUCCCCAGCCUCCCGCCGUCCCUCCUCAACCCCCUGCCCCCGCCCCUGCAGUGCUUCUUGUCUAGCUUCAAGAUGCAGCACCCCUUUUCCGAGGCCUCCUUCAGGCUCUGAGGGCCCCCCCCCGGCCCCGCCGAGCCCCGCGGAGCCCGGCGCCCCCCGCGCCGCCCGGCCCCGGCGCCGGCCCCGCUCCCGGCCCCGCUCCCCGCAGCGGGCCCGAGCCGGAGAGCCGGAGGCGGCUCCGUGCCUCCCUCCCCGCCGCACGGGGACACCGCUCGCCUGGCCCGCCCGCCGCCCGUGCUCCGAGACCGGUGGCUAUCUCUGGGUUCUCUCUGGGUUUUCCUCUCUCUCUCCUUUCGGUUUGUGCCGAGCCGUUUUGCUUUGCUUUGCCUUUUCGUUGGUGGGUUUUCUUUCUCUGGUGGUGGUGGUGGUGGUGGUGGUUUGGGGUGGUGGGGAGAAGGGUGGCCGGGUGUGAAGUACAACGGGGGGAAAAAACAUAGCGCAGGCUUCUGGCCGGACUGCACCCACGUCUCUUUACGCUGUGCCCUCGGACCUGACGAUGUGCUAUUGAAUGCUCCCCGGCCGUACAGACAGGCUUUCAAGGUUGCUAGGCGUGCCGCAGACAGGCAGAUUCGACGGCGCAGAAAUUUCGGCGAACGUACCCGAGCCCAGCAGACAAUGGAAGGCAAAGUACCCCUCUGCACAUAAAACGGCUGGUGGUUGAUGUCGUUAGGCAAAGGAAAGAAGCGAGGGGAGAGACUAGUAAUCAUACUUAAUCCCUUGUCAUUAUUAAAAUUAUAGUGUCGCUGGCGAGGCGCACGUAUCAGAUGUGUCUGGAGGUGUCGAGGAUGAUGGAUUUAGUACAGAGGAGCGGUGCACACGAGGUGACAUCAAGAUUUGUAGUCAUAGAAAUUAGCAACUUAGUGAGAAAUCGCAACUUCCCCUGUCCCCGUGCGCGCGGGGCGGCCGGUGCCCCCGGUCAUUGCUCGCAGGAGCAGAGGUGGGAUGAGGGCCCCGGGGGGAGCAGCAGUAAGAGCCCACCCAUCCAACCCGCGCUAAAUACACGCAGACAGUGGCACCGGGCGCUGGGAUGAAGGCAACGCUGGGGUUGUGAGUGACGUUUGGCUGAUAGCGUUAACUCUUUUGUAGCCGGCCUCAUCAAAAUAACCGAUGAAUUUCCUCCUUGCAAGAGUGGCUUCUCCUUGCUGGAAGUUUGCUCUGUAGCUCUGCAUCCGCUUGGCUGGUUUUGUGCAUGUGUGAGGGCCCGGCAUCACUGACCUCCAGCCCAAUACGGACUCUCCAGGUGCUGGAGACUAGAUGGGGUUAGCAACCCUUGGUUUAUCUCAAUUACACACACACCGUGGUUGCUUUUGUAGAAAGUUUGCAAAGAAGACGCAUAGUAGCCCGGUCUUCUCCCGAUGGACUAUCGUACCGAGCGCAGCCCAAACGAGACUUCUCUGGCGAGCGAUGUGGAGAAGCCUCGUGGCGCCCAGCCGUGCACGAGGGCCUCUCGUCAGGCUCGCCAGCCUGGGUGCUGCUGGGGCUUAACGGGCGUGAUAAAUGGCAGCUUCUGAUGGCUUAUCGAUUUGUGCAGAAAGUGAGCUAUCUCUGGGAGAAGCGCGUUUGCACGCUAUCAGAUCUUCCGAUGGGCUUGCGUGCAUCUCGGCGUGCAUCUCCAGAACUUCUUCGCUCCUGACAGAGGUGUUUGGCAGCCUUAAAAGCCGCUCAGGCAUGUUAUGAGAAUGCCGCCCAUUAAAAUUGUUUAACCACUGCGACUAGUAAAAACCGUUGUUUUAUUAGCCACUUGUGUACUCUCAUAACCACCUGCCUUUGCGUCUUCUCUUUGCUUUCUCUCCCCCCCGUUUGCGCUCUGUCAGACGGAUAAACACACAGAAGCUCCUCCGCUGCUGGGCUGGGACGCGGAGGACGCGGCUCUUGGUUCCCACCUGUGGAGGAGUCAGCAGGGCAUCGCCCCGCUGCAGGCCGUGGCUGGCCACAAAGUGUGUCACAGGACGUGGCUCACCUCCUCACAGAAACAUCCAUAGGAGAGGAGUUCCAUAACAGAGCAACUUUCCCUUUUGGUUGUUUCUCUUAUUUCUGCUUCUUUCUUUCUUUUAAUCGAGUAACGACGUGUGGCAGCAUGACUGCUAAGGCCGCAUGUGGCAGUGCGGUGCUGGCCUUGUGGCAGCCAGCAGGCCGUGGGUCAGGGAGCAGCAGGGCCAACAGGGCCAAGCCAAGGCAGUGGCCGUGGUGGGUCAGGGAGUGCUCCCCUACUGCGUGGGCAUCUCGGGCUUGUUCAUCCUGCGGCCUUGGGGAGCCGGCGCGUCUGCUCCGGUGAUCCCUUGUCAUCUGCAAAGGCACGGUCCCGAGGGAAUGCAGCGAGGAUCGAGGAAGGGAUCGCCGUGGGUGGUGUGUUCGUAGGACGUGAGAAUUGUGCUCAACAUCGGCUGCGAGUCAUGGAGAGGGUUCAAAUCAGGGGCGGAACUGUGCUCAAAAAUGAAAUAAACGGAAAACAAGAAUAAUAACAAUAAACAGCAAACUGAUUGAUCCCACUGCAAGCAUUUCUCUCUUUUUUCCUUUAAAUCUGUUCUUCUGCUGGUGCAAUGAAGGCGUACGAUAAAAUUCUCAAGGUUACUACACCAAGUGUAAGACAGAUUCACGUUAAUGCGUUCCAGUCCCUGACCCUUACAUUUUUAAUGGAGUGCUUCCCUCCCAGCAUUUUUUUUUAAACACCAGAACUACUUUUUCCUAUUUUUCUUGUACAAUUUUCACCCUCAAAGUGUCCCAAUGCUCUAGUAUUUUACAUAGAAUGUUAUUAUUACUAGGAAAUUUUAUGUAUGGUAAUAAUAAAUCUCUAAAACUAAGAUUGACGUCACGUUGCACGCUGCCUACUUGUGUAUGUAUAUUCUGUCUUCAUGCAGAUUUACAGUUGGUUUAAAGAGGCAUAAUCUUUAUUUACCCGUGGAGACUACUUAUUUUCCUCUGAUGGGCGUACGCGCCUGUAACUUCUGCAGCAGGUUAGGAAGAUCAGGAGCCGGAUAUGACUCUCUUUGAAGGAAACCACCCUGACUCAGGUGGCCCACUCCUCAUUUUCAUUAGCGCGAUAGCAAAAGCAGGCGGAGGGGCUGACUCAUGGCAGCAGGGUCUGCACGGUUCAGCCUAGAUGUGAAAUGUCUUCUGGUGCUUGGGCGUGCUGUCGUACUGGUCCGUGCUGCUUGCUUUGUUUGUAUCAGCCUCACCAAUUAGUAAUGUGCACUAUUAAACGUUUGCGUACCGACCUGAAAUACCAGCCCCCACACACCGACCUGAAAUACCAGCCUCCAGAUCCCACCGAGGCACCUCACCGAGUUGCAUUUCAAGGGAAUUUGGGAUCCUUCCCUGGGGGUAGGGUCACGGUGGUUGGUUUCCACAGAAGCGGCUCCCGACCCCGGCCGUCUUACCACCACGCGGCCUGGUCGCGGGGCAGCAAGGCCAGGGUUGGGUGGGCUGCCACAGGGCUCUGUGGCUAGGUGUCAGUUUUUUGGGGCCUUGGAAGAAGCGAUUUCCCCCCACUAAACAUGCUUUCUGCGCUGAGUUUUCCAUUCGACCUCUGGGGAUCCCCAGGGACGACUCCAUGACACAAGGCCUCUCGCUGCCACCCCCGGCACAGGCCAGGGCGGCUGCAGGUGUCACUGUGGCUCACCAUGUCUGGAUUCUGCCACUUGGAGCUCAUUGAAGCUGUUUGACCUUCUGCUGUGGGACCACAUCUCGCAAGGCUUCAUGCUGCAGUCAGUGGGAGACGUGUGACUGAGGGCAGCCUUGAGGGCCCUGCAGAGUUGAGCUUUUGGUCUGCCUACGGCUCUGGCAGAUUAGCGAGCAUGAAAAACCUAGCACAAGGGAUAUCCUCUGAAAUGGAGAUGGAUGUAGCCCGUUUUACUGCUUCAUGUUUUGUUGUUUCCCCCUUCUUCAUGUGAUGCUUGCAGAGCAAAAGAACUGACCCAACCACAUGACGAUAGCUGUGUUCAAUCCAGAAUGCACCUCGUGGAAAACUGCUGUUUGAUACAGUGCAAUAGCACCUGUGUUUUGUAAAAGGGGGACAAAAGUCACAUUUUUUAGUUCCAAAUGAAGUCCCUCCCACCUAAGGAAAUCUCUUAGUGCUGGGAUCUGGUACUGAACUGAACAGAAAUUUAAUUAAUUAAGCAAAAAUUGUAGGCCAGUCAAGGGUUGAACAGCCUCUUUCAUACAAACACUGCUUUCUACGUGCAUUGGAAAUUGCUUGCUUUAAAUCAUUGAACUGUGAUUGUUUGCCAGGGAAAUUGUCCAUAUGGUAAGGGAGGUUAACUGGUUAUGGCAGUUCUGUGCUUUCACUGCACUGAACAGUUCUUUGCACGUUUUUCUCCAUACCAAUACAGGCUGUGCAGUGGGGUUCCAGGAUGCUGCGCCAAACUUCGUUCUUUGCCCAGUGUUGUCACUGAUUCAUUUGUCUUAUUUUUUAGUCGACAUAAUGAAAUCGAUGCGCAUUGUUUAGGUUGGACAAGUGGCAUGUGUCAUGAGAAAUAUGAAUGAAAGCAGAGCUUUUUCUAGAGCAGCAAUAAGCAUAAUGGGCUCCUUUCCUUUCCUUCCUUUCCUUUCCUUUCCUUUCCUUUCCUUUCCUUUCCUUUCCUUCCUUCCUUUCCUUUCCUUUCCUUUCCUUUCCUUUCCUUUCCUUUCCUUUCCUUUCCUUUCCUUUCCUUUCCUUUCCUUUCCUUUCCUUUCCUUUCCUUUCCUUUCCUUUCCUUUCCUUUCCUUUCCUUUCCUUUCCUUUCCUUUCCUUUCCUUUUCCUUUCCUUUUCCUUUCCUUUCCUUUCCUUUCCUUUCCGUCUUUCUGUCUUAUCUAAGUCUCUUCAGAAUUUUUAUUUCCAUCUGAGGAGCACAGAAGCCAGUAUGACUUGGACCCCUGUGUCAGCUACAGCACUUUUGGAAACUCUUACCGAUGCUGUUUGUACCACGUGCUGUGGGUUGUAUACCCCAUGCCUUAUUCAAGUGAGGAGACUCAUUUAAGCCAGUAGAUACUUGAACACCAUGUUGGAUACUGCUCAUUCAGGGUGGGUAACCAUAUAGCGGCAGUUCAGAGCAACAGUCCCAAUUUUUGUUUGCCUGUGCAUGUGUGUUGACAUUACUGCUUUGUUGGGCCACUUUCCAUGCAGGUCUGUUUGCUAGGUUGACACCUAACACCAUUACUGAAGUCAGGGAAGACUUAGCUUGACUGGGGAACGAAUUAGGAUGUCAGAAAAUGAUCCCUUUUGAAUAGCAACAUCUUGGUACUACAUUUUUGUUUCAUUUGAACUCCAGGCAGUUCAAUAAAAGAUAGAUACUAAUUUCAGUACUCUGUGUCAUGCACUUGAUGCCUAGCAGUGGCUGAGAACAAGUGCUUUCCAAAUAGCCUAAAAAUUUUUAUCAGCUGCUAGUUUUCCAGCUCUACCCGUGCAUGUGUUUUAAGAGUUCAGCUGGUAAAUAAGAUAUUUCUAAGCAGGCAAACCUAGAGUGUACACCCUGAAGCCUCACCAAAUACUGCCUAAUCCUUUUGAUCACUGUUUGCGAUGGGAAGCAGCUGCUGAUUGUGCAGGGAAAGGCUUAGGAUAAGCUUUCGGAUGUACCCAAGUGAGUUAGGAGGAAUGAAAACGUAACUCAUGUCCCUGUAAGGAAGUCCCUGGGACUUGGCCUCUGUUGCUAACAAUUCCCAAGUCACCUACUAUGUGCUUAAAAACUGCCAGCAGAUACCUUGCUUUCUGAGGUGUACCACCAUCCGAAGAAAGCAUUUCUUUACUUUUGUAGUGUCUGUGUUUUUUGAAAGCUCAUCUGCUCUGAAUGAUCAUACUGAACCACAUCUUGAAGCAUGCUGUUUGGCUUGACGCUCUUUGCUAUUUGGGAGCCCAGCCUGCUGUGUCUCUUUUCUCUUCUUUUGGGUACCCUUAUUGUUUUCCACAGUCAUAUCAUGUUCAAUCACAUGCAGACACCUGUCCUGAAAUUGAAUUACUCUGUGGCGUAAUCUAGAGUCAUCCCCCAUUUCAGCAUCCCUUGCUUGCUGUUCUUUGUUGAGUUAUGUUGCACCAUACUUCAGAUGCGACAGCCAUUUAAUAAUAUUGAAGCCUUAGCUCUGCAGGGGCUAAAAAGAUCCCAGCAGGCUUGUUAACUUCUACUCUCAGACAUUAUGGGAAAUAUUUUCUCCUCCCUGGAACUCCUAGGCAUCCUCUUAAUUAAGACCAUAAAAAUCCAUAGCCAGGUAUGCGUUAAGCCUAUUGAAUUUUUUUGCAGUUUUCCAGAGUCUCUUCGUACUUAACCAGAUACCACACUGCCGAGUGAAAUACGAGAACUUAAAAGGAAUAAAAGCAGCCUGGGUCAUGCUGGAUACUGCGUUCUGAGCGGGCAGCAAACUCAUCAAAUGCCUUUUCCCUAGGCACCAUAGAGUUUUAUUCUUUCCUCUGCUCUACAUAGUGUAUUUCCUCAUUUCAGUCUCACAAGAGAUGGCCAUUUUAAAAGGUAGCUCCUCUCCUGUCUCAGGACAGUGUUCUUUUCACUUCCAGGCUGUCUUGGCUGUGGUCUCCAUUGUAUUUCUGUAUAGGAUCAUUAUUAGCUGGUGUCAGGCUUCAUUUGACUAGGAGCUAAUAAUGGGUUAUUCAGUGGUUUAGAAAGUGGAGAAGCAGCAUUAGAAUUUGAGGUAGUGGGAAGAUCUUAAUAAACACUGGAAAAUUAUGGGAAGUCCUACAGAUUUCAGGAUGGAGAUCACUGAAUACAAUAGGUGAGGAGGAAAGAGCAGCCGCAGAGUGCUGAAGCAGAGAUGGAACCAAGAGCAGCUCAGGGCUGGAGAUAAUGAACAAAGCGUCAGCAAGAGGGUGCUGCUCCUCAGCUGGAGCCGUUCAGGCACUGUGGGGCAGGUGGACAGAGUACCAGAGGUGAUCUGCUGCAACACGGUGGUGCUGAAAAUGGUGGUGAGACCUCCUGUGGUGUGAAGAAAGCAGACUACAGCUGCUGCAGUGAGCAGGAGGUUUGCCGUUAGUCAUGCCGGCACGGCAGCUGAAGAGCUCACUGGUAGUUGUCUUCCCACAACUUCUCCAAGGGAAGGCCAAGGCUUUGCACAGCAGAAGGGGAUCCUAAAGAGGGUAAGCAGGGCUUUCCACAUGCUCUCAUUGAUACAGAAGUUUUUUUCAUUCAUUUUCAUUCUUUUUUCUGAAUUGAGUAGAAUUUACGGAGAGAAUCUGGGUGCUGGGUGAGCAUGUGGUAUGGGAGGAGUUGUGUGAUCCGAACAAGUUGUUCCAGAGACAAGGAAGCAAUGAAGGCAAACGUACAGACAAGCUGACAAAUGUGAAAGAGGGAGGCAACACUAGCAGUGAAGGGCUGAAAAUGAUGAUUUGUUGCAUGAGAGCUGCUUGGGCUUAGAGGCUUCUUAGGUGUCAUGUACUGCAUGUCCAAGGGAAGCUGGAGUAUGCCAACAGUGUGCCAAUCUGCACUAUGUCAACACAAAGAAUUUGCUCCAUCAACACAAGAGAAAUACCCCUUAUGUUUUUGAGUAACAUCUGUCCCUCUGCGUGUCCUGGCUGCUGGUGGGGACGCAGACAUUGUGUAUGGGACGGAGCUGAAGAGCAUAGAAGAUACAGGGAGGGCAAAGCGUGAUUAUCGCAGUGCCAUUAAAGAGAUCAGAAGUGGAGAAGGAGCGUCAGGGAGCAGAUUCUGUUAUGUGUGCUAUCUCCAAAACGAGUGGUAUCCGUCAAACAGAGGCUGUUUGGCUACAGAGCAAGCAAAAGAGGAGAAAAUGUAUUUGGAAGGGUCAUGGGUCUGAGUAGCUGGCCACCAGGGAGUGGGUGGGAGCGGACUUGGUGGCACGAGCUUGGUAAUGACAUAAAAGCUGUUCUCCCUAAAUCACGAGCGCGUCUGAGUCCCAGGAGGCGGCGAUCACCGUUGGCUGUUUGCUUGAAAGCUGAUGUAAAAUAAAUUGCAGGUCAAAGUCCAGCAGAGUUGACGGUGUCAUGAAAAUAAUCACCGAGAUGAAUCUUAAUUGUCAUCCUUGAAAAUUUCAGAAGACAUACCAGGGAAUUAAUGGGACUCAGAGCCAUACACAGCCUCAUAAAGCUCUUCCGUCUGGUUGGGAGCUGUGAUGACACGCUGCACAGGAGUUUGUCUUGCUGCUGCUCUCUUUCAGUCUGGCAAGACAGCCCAUGGUGCUCACGGGCUGCAAGAACCAAACCGGCACCUGCAGCAAGUCUCAGGCGUUGGCUGGAAAUACCUCCCAGCCCAGGUAGCUUACUGAAUGCAGCCUUUGAGUAUAUUUUUUCUUCUUCUUUUUUUUCUUCUUUCCCUUUUUUUUUUUUUUUUUCUUAAGGAUUUGCAGAGAAACAAGCAAGCGGAGGCCAAGCAUUUAAUGGAUAUAUUUUUCACUGGCUCUUUUAUCAACAGCGUAUGAGAAAUCCCGAAGGACAGAAGCAGUUAGCUAACCAAUGAGGCAUCGUAGCCAGCGCUAGGCUCUGUGCAGGAGAAAAAGAUGCCGAAGGCAGAGCAGCUCUAGGGGAAAGAGAUUUAAGCGUAGGUUUGGUGCCGAGAAACAUGCCUCCCCUCUGUUUGGAGACCAGUCUGUAUGAGAUUGCCAUAGCCCGCAGCAGCCGUUUUGCGGAUGAUAGAGUUGUCAGACUGUGUGUGCGAAGGCUCCUACCACUGGGUGAGGGACCAGCGGGGAUUUCUCAUUAACGGAGUGAAUGUUAACAAGGAUAAUUCUGGUUUGUGAGCCUGCGUGUGCAGGGUGGAUCAUUGAUAGGAGCUGAUGGAUGGUCUUUGUGGGGAUUUGAUCAGGGAGAAGGUGGAUGGCAGUGCAUGUGACACUUUUCUAGCUGAUUGUCUCUGACUGAGGAGAGUCUGCAUAAGUAACCAGCCAGGUCCCAGGUGAAACCAGGAGCUGAGCAGUGGUCUGGAUGUUUAAUUUUUAGUGUUCUUUUGCAUUGUAGUGCCUUGGGUUUUAUGUUGCAUGAUGGUAACAAACUGGUGUCCAAGAAUUUCUCUACAAAACUUUCCUCAGUAAGAGAGCUUUCUGCUUUAUGCUAACAUGUUGGGCUAUUUGAUGCUAAUCCCCACCGUCAGGACGAGCUCACCGAGUGACAGCUCUUCUGACCUGCUUAGCAUCAGCCCUGGCUCUGGAGUAAUGCUGCAUUACAGCUUGCAUGAGCCCUGACCUGUCCCCGUGGGGAUUUUGGUGUGGAUUGCAGAGCGUGUGAGAGGUCUUGCUGGUGUGGCCAGUCCUGGCAUUGGUGCCGCUGCUAACACUGCUUGGGACAGAGAUGUUUUCCUUUGGCAGGAUUAGGCUGGAUUCCUUAUGGCUUCUGAUCUGUGUUUGCCAUCUGUUUUCCCCAACGGUGUUAUACUUUUUUUUUUCUAGAUCAAAAAAGUGAAAUUGUUUACCCAUUCCUCGAAUAUAAUCUCAUAUAUAAAGUGAAAAAAGUUAAUAUAUAAAAUAAACUCUGGUAUGUGCUGCAUGUAAAUGAGAGAUGCGUUUGCUCAUUCUUUCUCCUGUGGAGAAACCCAUUGCUCCUCAGGCUCACCCUCCUGACUGAGCUGGGGAGCUGCUGCCAAUGCUGAGCCUGAGCGCAGGAUCUGGCCCUGUAGUAGUGGGACUUCAGCUCCCCAGCGGCCAUGGGCACGCAUCUAGCUAGCCCCAUGGGAGCGUCUUGAGCUGAUGAUCUCUGAGGAGGCAGUUGGGGAGGAGCUGGGUUUCUAAAGCAUGGUCCCAGACUGCUUGCCGUGUCCCAUCUAGCGGGGCUUUUCAUGUUGUGCAGUUGGUGGCAGAGAAAGCCGAAUGAGUUUCCUAACCUGGAAUGUGCUAAAUCUGGUUUGUGUCAAGUACGACGCAGGAGAUACGCAGUGUGAGUGGAAAAAUAGCUGCCGGCAAGCGGAUUCAUGUCCUCUCAGAGCAAAUAAAACCCACUUUUAAAAUAAAUGUUAAAUCUUGCCUUUGGUUUGAAGGGAGCCAGGUCCACAGCUCAGGUAUGGUGAGAGAUAUUUUAGCUUGGGCUGCAGAAACAAGCUCACUGCUGGCUUCGUGACCCUAUCUCUAUCCGUCGAGGCCACUGAUCUGCUGGCUGCUCAAAGAGGGCUGUUACCUCCCAAAAACGUGGCUAUGGGGAGCAGAUUUUGGCUGGGGACAGUGUCUGCUCGCCAGGCUGUGCCAUUUCCUUCUGCCCGCCUUCCAGUGGGGACGAGGUGGGGGAUGUGCACGCCAGCUUUUUGCCCCUGAGCCUCCUUGCCUGGAGGAAAACAUUCAAGGAGACUCUGUGUGGGCUGGAUGCGAGUGCCGGGAGGUUUUCCCCACAGCCACCGCUGUAGGUGAUGUAUAUUUAUGAGAGGAACAAAGCAGGCCACGGACGGUGUGGAAGGCUGCUCUCCUCUGCAGGUGGCUCUGUAUUUCGGCAUGUCAGGAGGCCCGGAGCCGCUAUUUUGGUGUGGGCCGGCUGUGGCUGUACUCAACACGGUGCGCCCUGUGGUACAGCUGCUGUCUGUCCACAGAGAGCAGCAAGGAAAAGAAUAGGAAACGGGCGCAGUUUGGGGAUGGAAAGGGAGUUUUGGAGCACCUGGAUUUGCACCAGAAUCUGCUUCUGUAUGAGGUAGGCUGUGCGUUUAUUCAAAGUCAUUUCCAGCAUGGGGGAGCUGGCAGCCACGUCAGUUAGUGGCGCAGACAUGGUGUGGAGGAAAGGCCAGUCUGCUGGCUCACCGGGGUUUAGCUCACUGUUCUGUCUGUCUGCUCCUCUCAGGCAGUUGUGGGCGUUAGGCUCUGUAGUCCGCAUUCACAAAUGUAUUAGGAAUGUAUACAGUCACUGGUUUAUGACCAGUGGUGGUCAAUGUUUGCUCUUGGGCUGUUGAUCGAUCCAGAUUGCAUCUUGUGCAAGGGCCACGACUUCCCACUUGAACCCGUUAGCCGUCGUGUAGCACUGGAUUUCUCUGUCACUGAUUUGUUAUGUAUAUGCAUUCAUGUGUGUAUAUGUAUACGCAUAUAUAAAAAAAACAACUUACUGGUCCAAAUUUCAUGCUGUACAUCCUGUGGCCUACGUGCCUUCCUUCCCCCCACUUGUGGAAGGGAUUGCAAGCAGGGAUUGUCCUCCACGCUGAGACACUCAUGCAGGGUUUGUAAGGUCGACCUUUGUAAGGUCAUUUUUCCCUAUGUGGCCAGCACCAGUCCUGCAUGGUGCUUUGGGAAAUACAGGAAAAUCCACCAGUUUCUUUUGUGUUGCCAUUGGAAUUUGGGAUGCAGUAAGGACAAGGAUCCCCCGGUGCUACCUAUUUCUGUUUGUGUAGGUCUUUGUAAAGACAGUCGGGUGGCCCAUAUCUUGAAAAUACCUCAGCUGCAAUACACUUCCCAAAGGGUCUAUGUUGAGCUGGAUCAUUUCAGCCAGGACUCAUAAAGAGGAAUGAGGAGUGCCACAUCUGCCAAAUAAUUUGCUGUAGCCAGUGUGUGAGUUUGCUUCUGUGAGAUGAGGGUUUUUGCUCUUGGAUCAAACAUCAAAGGGGUCUUACAUAAUGCAGCGUCUUUUAACAUUGGUAAGGUAUUAGGCCAUAAUCAUGUAGUGCUCUGAUGUAUUUUAUUAUUCUAUUUUAUUUCUGAAUGUGGCUCACCUGUACUCAAGUGAUUCCCUAGCCCUACAGAAAAUAUUGAUAAAGGUGAUAAAGUCCUCUUUCUAUGCAGCUGUGGAUUUGGGUGCACCCCAAGCAACAGCAUCCUUAGCAGGGGUGGCUAGCUCUCCUGAUUCCUCAUCUACCUACCAAAUCUUUCUGGUGGCUGUGAGGCUCGUGAGCAUCUCCAGCAGAUUCUGUAGGCAUGAGAUUGUGAAGGCUGGGGCUGGGACUGAGCUGGGCAAGCGAGUGGGCCUCCUGUUGCCAGUGUGGUGGCCCCGUGGGGUUCACUGGGUUAUUGGUCACUGCAGGUGUGGGAGGCGUUGUUCUUUAAUGAACACUUGUGCUGUAAAAAUGAAGAGCUCAGCUGUCGAAAUAAGCCUCUGGUAAUGGAUGUGUGUAUAUGAUUUUUCCACUGCUGCUUAAUUUAAGGGAUUUUCCCUGUUCUGUUGGUUCUGGUUGCCUUUUUCACCUCCUCAUGAAAUCCCAAAAUGUAACACUCUUGGUUCUCUAUCGAAGUAUAUUUUUUCAAGGCGACAAUUAAAAUUGAAGAUUUCAGACAUUUGAGUUGCUCCUUCCCCUUCUGCAGCAAACGUCUGUGAAUGCUGCUGAGAGGGGAGUGCAAUAGCAAGUUUUAAGCAAGAAAGUCAUUUGGCACCGGGCUUGCGCAGGGACAAAUUCUCCAUCCCGCCGCGCUUUACAGCAUUACGGGUUUCUGAGCAUCCUCCUGGGAGCCAGGCUGCCGUUUGUCAGCAUUUGCACCAGCGCGAGGAGCGACGGCUGCCUUCAACAAUGCUGAUCAGCUCCCGUCCUGCUCCUCGCCCGCCUCCCCGACGUGCGGGGGAAUCUGUCUUCCCUGUCACUCAGGAUAAUGACGCCCCGCCGGCAGCGCGCAGGGCCGGCAGCACGCUGUAAUCUCCUUGAGAGCUUCAUUCCCCAGCUGGGACUCCCGAAUUUAAGCAUGCAGGUGGUAGAUGGUGGCUGCACUUGAGCCUGGCUGUUGGUGUGCCGAGCUGCUGAACGGGCUGAAGGGGCUUUUUUUUUUUUUUUUUUUGUCUGGAAAUAACCUUGGCUUUUGCAGGGGCAAAAUCUAAGGGUUUCACCUUGUAAAUCGGGUUUGCUUUAAUUUGAGCCACCUAUCCCAUUUUCGAAAGCUUUCUUGUUUAAGCGUGGAUUAAUAAUUCAUUCCCAAAUAGGGGGUUAGCGCAAUGGAUAUUUCAUUGUAAAUGCGUAUCUGUAAUUAGAACUCGGCGUGCGGAUG